Molecule: messenger RNA, 773 nt
Organism: Brassica rapa (field mustard)
Lineage: Eukaryota; Viridiplantae; Streptophyta; Magnoliopsida; Brassicales; Brassicaceae
Product: monothiol glutaredoxin-S6
Source: RefSeq, a predicted model, not a curated record
CAUGAACUGUGUAUGCCACUUGGUUCUGAUAUUUGAAAACGAAAGAAUCUAAUAAGUUGAUGCAGUUUUUAGUGAACGCCAAAGGGCACAACACUGCAUAAGGAACAAAAGUAAGUAAAGUAGUGACAUAACGCAAUCUUACCCUCCCUAUAAAUAGGCUAACUUUGUAUAUCAAACAACCACCGAGAUAAGUUCCUCUCUCACACUAAGUCCUACAUUCCUCAUACUCUAUAUAGUACGUCCCAAAUGGAAAGCAUAAGAAGUUUAGUUGCAGACAAACCAGUGGUGCUUUUCAGCAAAAGCUCCUGCUGCAUGAGCCACUCUAUCCAAACACUGAUAUCCGGAUUUGGUGCAAAGAUGACAGUGUACGAGCUGGAUCAGCUGUCUAACGGGAAGGAGAUCGAGAAGGCGUUGGUACAGAUGGGGUGUAAGCCGAGUGUACCAGCGGUGUUCAUAGGGGAACAGUUAAUCGGUGGAGCUAACCAGGUGAUGACUCUCCAAGUCAAGAACCAACUAGCCGCAUUGCUAAGAAGAGCCGGAGCCAUAUGGGUUUAAAGACCAAAAAAAUACAACUAGAAUAGAAUAAGUGAUGAGAAGAAUCUAUACUUUCUUUUGCCUUUUUUUUUCGGGUUUCGAGUUUCUACAAUGCACGGUUAUGUUUUAAUCAAGUGCAAAAGUCUGUAGUCACACAACCCUGAUGCUAAGAUCAAGAACUUGUAUUCUCAAUGUAUCAGCAAUGCUUAUUAAUAAUCAAUAGAGAAAGAUUUGCUUUU